UUUGUAGCAAGUAGUUAAAUAUAAGAAUCAAGUUGACAAAUUUUUUCUAACAAGUUGAAUUUUAUUAAAUUUAUGAAAUAUUUUUGAAAUGUUAAUAGUUUUAAAAUUUACUCCAAGGAAAGACUAAUUUGGUAGUUUGAAAAAAUAAUGAAUCAAAACUAGUAUAGGUAUAGACGUAUAGUAUAGUAUAGAACACUCACUUCAAACCCUUAAACCCUAAAACCUCUUCAUUUCCAAUAAUCCACUUUCUCCGUCGCCGCUGCAACCAUGGCGGAGCUGAAGCUAUCCGAAACCCGCGACCUGACGCGGAUAGAGCGCGUGGGAGCUCACUCUCACAUCCGUGGCCUCGGUCUCGACUCCUCAUUACAGCCACGAGAUGUUUCCGAAGGUAUGGUCGGCCAGGUAAACGCCCGGAAAAGCGCCGGCAUCAUUCUUCAAAUGAUAAAGGACGGAAUGAUCGCCGGACGCGCCGUUCUCCUCGCCGGCCAACCAGGAACCGGUAAAACCGCCAUCGCCAUGGGGAUGGCGAAGUCUCUCGGUCUCGAAACGCCAUUCGCUAUGAUCGCCGGCAGCGAGCUCUUCUCGCUCGAGAUGUCGAAGACCGAAGCGCUAACGCAAGCCUUUCGUAAAGCCAUCGGUGUGCGUAUCAAGGAAGAAACGGAGGUGAUUGAAGGUGAGGUUGUUGAGGUUCAGAUUGACCGUCCGGCGGUUUCCGGUGCUGCUGCGAAGACGGGGAAGUUGACGCUGAAGUCGACGGAGAUGGAGACGGUUUAUGACCUUGGCGCUAAGAUGAUUGAGGCGAUUGGGAAGGAGAAAGUGACGAGUGGGGAUGUUAUUGCCAUUGAUAAGGCGUCGGGGAAGAUUACGAAGCUUGGUAGAUCGUUCUCGAGGUCGAGGGAUUUCGAUGCUAUGGGACCGCAGGUGAAGUUUGUGCAGUGUCCUGAUGGAGAGUUGCAGAAGAGAAAGGAGGUUGUUCAUUGUGUUACUCUUCAUGAGAUUGAUGUUAUUAAUAGCAGAACGCAGGGAUUUCUGGCUCUUUUCACCGGUGAUACAGGUGAAAUUUGUGCAGAAGUCAGGGAACAAAUAGACACCAAAGUGGCAGAAUGGAAAGAAGAAGGAAAAGCAGAGAUUGUGCCCGGUGUCCUUUUCAUUGAUGAGAUACACAUGCUUGAUAUAGAGUGCUUUUCAUUCCUAAAUCGGGCUCUGGAGAACGAGAUGUCUCCAAUAUUAAUUGUUGCUACCAACAGAGGCUUCACAACUAUUCGUGGCACGAAUAACAAAUCUGCACAUGGGAUUCCCGGUGAUCUUCUUGAACGUCUUCUCAUCAUCAAAACUGAUCCUUAUACCGAGGAUGAAAUUCACAAGAUUCUGGAUAUCAGAUGCCAAGAGGAAGACGUAGACAUGAGUGAAGGUGCAAAGCGUUUGUUAACCAAAAUAGGUGUAGAAACAUCACUGCGAUAUGCCAUUAAUCUAAUCACAGCAGCUGCUUUGGCGUGCCAAAAGCGAAAGGGAAAGACAGUGGAAAUGGAAGACAUAAAUCGGGUUUACAAUUUGUUUUUGGAUGUCAAAAGAUCGACACAGUACUUGAUGGAAUAUCAAAGUCAAUACAUGUUCAGUGAAACAGGUGAAGUUGAUGAAGAUGACGCCAAUGCUAUGGUCCUCUGAAAUUCAUGCUCAUCAGUUGGAGCUUUGUAAUUAUUCGCUAUUUAUGUAAGUUGCAGCUAUUUAUUUCAUGAUCGGCCGGGUCAUUGAACUUAAUUUGUAUUUGAUUUUGAGCACCAGUAGUUAUUCGAAGGUUGAAUUGCAGUAUUUACAAUGCUAACACAA
Vicia villosa (hairy vetch) is the source of this 1827-nucleotide messenger RNA. RefSeq lists its product as uncharacterized. The transcript is spliced from 2 exons. Lineage: Eukaryota; Viridiplantae; Streptophyta; Magnoliopsida; Fabales; Fabaceae. Gene Ontology annotation, biological process: box C/D snoRNP assembly; regulation of transcription by RNA polymerase II; chromatin remodeling. Bases 268 to 1665 code for a protein of 465 amino acids. Gene Ontology annotation, molecular function: DNA helicase activity; ATP binding; ATP hydrolysis activity. The record is from RefSeq and is a predicted model, not a curated record. Gene Ontology annotation, cellular component: Ino80 complex; Swr1 complex; NuA4 histone acetyltransferase complex.